Bacillus rossius redtenbacheri is the source of this 1127-nucleotide messenger RNA. RefSeq names its product negative elongation factor E (gene Nelf-E). The record is from RefSeq and is a predicted model, not a curated record. Gene Ontology annotation, molecular function: RNA binding. Gene Ontology annotation, cellular component: NELF complex. Gene Ontology annotation, biological process: negative regulation of transcription elongation by RNA polymerase II. The transcript is spliced from 6 exons. Lineage: Eukaryota; Metazoa; Arthropoda; Insecta; Phasmatodea; Bacillidae. The coding region runs from base 71 to 916 and encodes 281 amino acids.
GUUAGUCUAUGCCUUUGUUUUCAUUUAAAUUGUUUAUCUUCUUACAUUUGUUUUGUGAUUUGAUAAAACGAUGGUCUAUCUGCAUUUUCCUUCAAAUUUGACGGAGGAAGAAUUAAUGCUACAGACUAAAUAUGCCAAACUGAAAAAAAAGAAAAAGGCGCUGCAGGCCCUGAAGUCGCCGCGCCCGGAGCCGGAGAGGACGCCGCAGCUGCCCAAGCGACCGGCGGAGGCCCGGGACGCCCGCGAGGUGGCCAAGAAGCUGAUCAAGUCGGGGGCCAUCACGGCAAUCACCAAGGCGCCCAAGCGCACCGAGCAGGCGGGCUUCAAGAGACCGCGCGGCCUGGAGAGGAAGCUGUCGGGAGCCGAGCGGACCGUGAGCGGCUACCAGCCGUUCUCCGCCACCCACCCGGAGGACGCCGAGGACAACCGGCCCAAAGUCAAGAACCUCUACGAGAGUUUCGUGUCAGCGAGGGACCGCGAAGAGAGGGGGCUCAGCGAGAAGCGAGACGGCCGGGUGGACAAGCCCCGCCAAGGCAACACCAUAUUCGUCUCCGGCUACAAGAUAACCGAGGACUCCCUCAAGAAGGCAUUUGAUUCGUGCGGGAAUAUCGUCAACGUGACUGUGGAGGUGGAAAAGAAUCGAGGCUUUGUGACGUUUGACAAAGUUGAGUCGGCAGAACGAGCCAUAAGUGAGCUGGAUGGCAGCAUGGCAUCCGGAGUGCCGCUGAAAGUGUCGCUGGCCAGGCGACAACCCGUCAUCCAGCCAAUCAACGAUGCGUCUUCAUCCUCCACCUGGUCCACCAUCGCGGCGAGCCACUCGCAGAAAGGAAGCCACAAAGACAAACGGAGCAUGGUCGUUUACGAUGAUUUCUUUUUCGGUGACGACCCAGCUGAGGCUGCAGCCAGCACUGAAUGAUGUGAUGAUAAUUGAUUUAAAGUUAAGCAACUUCAUUCAAGGUUUUAAACUGUGUAAUAUUGUCAUUGUGAGUCACAGGAAGGAAUCAGAAAUGCAUUUAAGUAAAAAAAAAAAACCUAUCUUAUUUUGUAUGAGUUUGUGUGUAUUUUUGUAAGAUCUCAAAGCUGUAAAUAAAUUAUUCACUGGUAUUCCGUGAAGAGAAACUUUACAA